Peniophora sp. CBMAI 1063 is the source of this 4158-nucleotide messenger RNA. NCBI's taxonomy places the organism in Eukaryota, Fungi, Basidiomycota, Agaricomycetes, Russulales, Peniophoraceae. The record is from the annotation of a GenBank genome assembly.
AUGCCUUCAAACAUCGUCCGGCGAUUCGCUCGGGUGUAUGAGAAGUCGCGUCCUCGCUCUAAGUCUCACGCUCCCGGCCCGUCUUCGCCUGUAUCGCCCGCCGGGCACGAUGGGCCUGACGUGACCGAGCCACCGGAAUCCAUAUGUCCAGAUCGAUGCUCGACAACCGAUACGCCUACUGCAGAUGAUCUCACCGACCUCUGGGAUGAGGCUGUCAGCCAAUACCGUGACACCACCGGAAUAGAUCUUCACGACGAAGACUCCGAACCUGACCUCCAUCGACGACUGCAAGGCUGUCAUGACGUGCUCAAGCUUAGCCGUGCGCUGGACACGAUGGCCUCCGAUUUUCAAGUAUACCGCAGCUCGCCCAAGGGCGUUGGAGGGAAGAUACGUCGCGCGCUUAGGCCUAUUGUGCGCGUCGCACUUGUCGUGCUUGACAUCGGGGGUGAAGCUUCCGCCGCAACUGGAGUACCUGGUGGGAAGGCGCUGUUUGUGGCCGUAGGCGUGCUUCUCAAGACGACGAUGAAUGUUACCAAGCGCUUUGAUGCUGUAGCGAGUCUCCUAGAGAAGUUCAGCUUCUACAUGGAUCGUCUGAAGAUCAGUGCACAACAUACCGUGGAAGGGGCUUUGAGAGCUAUUAUCGUCGAGUUCUUGGCACACAUGUUAUGCUCCUUCGCAGCUGUCACCGAUAUGAUGAAGCAGAAUCGCAUAGAACACUUCUUCAGUCUUCUUCGUGGUCAAGAGGAUGGUGUCACGAGCCUUAUGCACCGCGCUGAGACUCUGAUCGAAGAGCAGUCGCGUCUCAUCUUGGUCGAAUCACUUCAUAUAAUGAAAACUCUGUCCGCGAAUUUUGAAGAUGCUCACGCAAGAUUAAAGACGCUGUCCGAAACCACUGAAAAGCUGAAUCGUGAUGUCCGAUCCUCCGGACUUUUACAGUUGCCCGGAAAGAUGGAUGUCUACAUCGCACAAGCCGCGAAGAUGGAAUUUGGUAUCGCGAGGGUCCUGAUGACUUUGCAACGCAAAGUCGAACCGCAAUCUGAUACACAGGCCAACCACCAGCGAUUGGCCGCCGUGGAAGCCCUUCAUCUAGACAAGCGGGAACUGACAGGGCCCACCAAAGGCUUCAUGCAUGCAUUCAACAGUGGGGCGACACGAUCGACAGGGCUCUCGUUUACGUGCCCGGUUCUAUUGCCGUGUACCGAUAUGGCGUCGUUUUCUACCAUGGCCGGUGACUUGUUGCAAUGUUUCCGGGGUCUUUCUCAGGAGGAGCAGGUGGUUCUCAAGCAGGUUAUCAUCAAGCUCUAUGCGGUAGCGGCCACCAGUAUAUCUGGAGGCAGCGCAGACAAUACAACAUUGAUGGAAGUCAUGGUGACUGGUUUAAUGUAUCCAGGAGCUGUGAUGACGGUCUUCUUACCCAUGGCCACCAUCUUCAUUGCGGUGUUUGCAUUUUGGAAGUGCCUCGUAUCAACGACCCAGCGAGCGAUCCCCAGGACUCCCGGCUAUGCGCACGCCGAAAUGAUCUUUCUUGUCGAUGUAUUCGGCUCGAAGUUGGUGCUACACUUGGAGAUGUGCAAAUCAUGGGAUGAUAUCCAUCAUAUUCUUCUUCGUCAUUUCUCUGGAGAGGAAGUUGCCGAGUAUGUUCGCUCUCACGCCUAUCAGAUUAUGGACUCUCGAGAUGGCAAUGUUUCCAUCAUCAGGCCCGAGACGUGGGCACGCACGGUACAGGCGGGAAUGACGGUCGAAAUGAGUAUCAUUCUCCGACGACAACAACCAUCGGCAUUUCUUCGAUGCCCCUGGUGUGAAGCGGUUGCUCCUCCACGCGCUUCGGACAACCAAUGGAUUGACUGCGCUCUUUGUCAUGGCAAAUUCUGGGCAUCACAGGAGACUAGUGACAACCUGAAUGACAAGGACGAUACGCUGGAGUCGCAGAGUGCAUCAACAAUACACACACCCGUAGAGCCCAGCGCGCCGCAAGGAACGUAUUCUUCGUCGACUCGGCAUCCGGAGUCGGGUCAUCUUGACAUAUCUGCCUUCCGGAGGGUCACCAUUGUUCAAAAAUUUGCGGUUUUCAUUCCAAGUCUAUUUAUGCCCACGCCUACGCAAGCACCCGCAGACGCGCAAACUGGAGAGAUCGAACCGAGCUGGAGCUUCCCGGCGUACGUGCCCGACGACGCGACGCUGCAGUCCGAGGGCUGGUGGCCCGAAGCCCACACCCAGUCUUCGCCCGUGUUCGAGUCCGCGUACGGUGCGCCCGCCGAGCCCGCGUUCCAGCCCGAGUCGGCGUUCGCGUACCCCGUCGACGCCACCGAGAUGUUCAACCCCGGCGCCUCCUUCGAGUUCUUAUCGUCAUUCGACGCUCCCUCCCCGCGCACCGGCCCCUACACGCCCAAUAUGGACUCGCGGCCGCUCGACGGCGAGGCACCGAUGCCGCUCGACAUCCACUCCGGUGGGAACAUGUGGACGGCGGCGUCGCUGCAGAGCCAGCCGUGGGACCAGACGCCGAGCGCGUGGGCGUGGGGCGCGGGUGCCGGCGUGAUGUUCGACGAGCACUUCGAGCUGAGCAUGCUCCCGCCUGUCACGCUCGAUAUUCCCAAGUUCGAUCCCGAGCAGCAGAGCAAGUACGACUCCUCUGCCGUAGACCCCUCGAUGCUGCACACCCCCUACGCCCAGCACGAGGAGCAGCAGCAGCCGCAGUGGACGCAAGAGAACACGUGGGUGUUCGGGUACGAUGCCACGUUCAACCUCGAGCAGGAGAACAACUCUGGCUCAUCUGCAUGGAAGCCCUCCAUGGCGCACGCUCCUUAUGUCCAGGGCGACGAGCAGCUUGACUUUAACCGCCACCUUCCCGUGCACUCAGGACACACAAUCGCUCCAUGUAUCAUACCGCCAGGAACCCUGCUCUACCAUGGCAAGGUUGGCCCUGAAAUCCCAACCUAUCCCGACUGGCUCGCCUUCGACUCUGAACAUGGCUACCUCUUCGCGCGUUGGCGCGGCGGGCAUAUCCUCACCUUUGCGACGACGCGCGAACUACGAAUGCUCUACUUCGACGGCUCUAGCGGCACAAAGGUGGAAGACGGGUCGAGCGACACUCAGGAACUCCUGAUGUUCGGAGACGUGAAAGGUCGCCGUAAGGAAGAUCCUUGGGAGGACGAGGAUGAGCGGAUAGAGACAUUGUGCAGAUGGGCGAGGCAGCGAGGUCUGGACGGAUUUGUACGGAUGGAGAUUGAUUUCGAGGCCAUGUAUUGUAACAUGACAAAUGGGCUCAAGCUCAUAUCUGCAAUUGAAGCCAUGCCCUACGUGCCCUACAACGACUCGUCCAUCUCAGCCACCAUCAAAUCGCCCAACCGCGGCCCGGGCAGUCCAGGUUGGGACGAGCGUGCCGACCGUCCGUCCAGCUGGCGCAGUUCCCUACCAACCGAAACCGGCAACGACAUUCGCGUCGCAGCCAAUCGACACGCCCGCACACCGGGAGAGACUCGCGUACAUAUACUGUACGACAAGAUCAUCACGUUCUACGAUCCCGCUGUUACAAGCCUGCUUGAGUCGCGCCGUGGGAAGCCCCGCCAGGAGCACCGGCUGAAGGGGAUAUCGAAGGCGGACGCAGACGCGAAGCUACGGGAGCUGGAUGGAGUGCUCGGCAAUUGGGAUUGGAAAGGGAGCAGCAUAGACUGGAGGAGUCUCACGCACGUCGUCUUCGAACUAUACGCACAACGACUGGAGACGCUCGCGUAUACACUCUCCAACGCAACGCACCCCGACGUGCGGACGAGGGCGACGAAGGCUCGCGCUCAGGUGCUGGCCAUGCUCGCGCCGCACUCCGCGAUCACGAACACGCCACCACUAGACGCGGAUACUGCCGAUAACGCAUGGCUUGCGCCCGUUGUACAGCGUUGCGCCUCGACACAUACAGCUGGCAUACCGACCGACCUGUUGACGCCACAGGAGGCUCUGAAACUAAAGUCCGUCGAGGUGGUGAUGCGAGAGGUUUGCCGCAGGUUAGGAAGGAUGCUUCAUGCCGCAUUCGACGUCGAGAGCGCAGAUUGGGAGAAGACGCGACUGAAGGAUAUAGUGGACUUUCUGCGGGAAGAGGUCGUGGCGUUGAUGGAAUGGUUAGACUGGACUUCAGAGACUGCUUUGUUGAGAUGUGUGUACUUAUGA